UGCAAAAAUUGAGUUUUUUCUAAACCUUGACAAUAAUAUCAACUUCUUUCUUUUGAUUAUUACUUAUAUUAUGUAGAAUCAAUCGCUUGAAAGACCAUCGCGUAUGGAUGAGUUUUUUGAGCACACCCAUACUCGCAAAGAGGAUAGGACUCAAUGGGUUGAUGAACACUCCCGAAUGGCAAAGGAGACAUUUCAAGAGCGCAUGUUUCAGGCUGAGCAAGAGCGACAGGCUACUAUAGAGGCUGGUGUAACUAAUCCACCGCUUGUCUCUGAGGAAAGCAUAUGGAUUGAGACAGUGGGUGAAAAACGAAGAGGUAGGGUAUAUGGCAUGGGUGAGGUAAGGAACUCUUUCAUGGUGCGACCCCGAGUUGAUGGGCCAACCACGACCACCAGCACUGAUGUUUUGGAUCUUAGAGAACAAAUCAUAAUACUCAAUAGGGAAGUUGAACAACAUGCCGCUAAAUAUAGAGAGCUUGAAGACCGCUAUCAAAGGGAGAAAAGAGAGUGGCAACAGACGGUUGAAUCCUUGCGUGAGGAUCUCAACAAUAGUAACUCACAAAUGGAUCAGUUUAGUCAUCAACUUAGUAGCUUGACUGAGUAUGUGAGGGUCAUGGGUCCUAGUAGUUCUAGAUCAUGUGUCCCUCCACCUCCUCCUUUUACUUUUCCAAGCUCCCAGAAAAGCGCAGCCCCAGGAAGAAAAGUCCCACCUAUCUUGCAGCCCCAGGACAAUCACAGGGCGCUCAUAUGGAGGAUAAUUCUGAAGAUCUCGAUGACUCAGAUGAGGACUAUUUAGAUGAGUACGAGUAGGAUUAUUUACUUUGUUUUGAAUAUUUUGUAUUAUUAAUGGAGUUUAGUAACUUAUCUUGUUUUAAAUCUUUAAGUUAGAGGAUUAGUUAUUAUUGUUUUGAUAAGUAUGUAAACUCAUUAUUUAAUAUUUAUUAUAAAUUUUAUUUUUGUAUUUAAAAGUUU
Messenger RNA from Arachis ipaensis, 969 nucleotides. RefSeq lists its product as uncharacterized. The record is from RefSeq and is a predicted model, not a curated record. Lineage: Eukaryota; Viridiplantae; Streptophyta; Magnoliopsida; Fabales; Fabaceae.